GAUACGCUUUUGUUCUUUGUUUUUGUUAAAAUUGACCACAAACCAGACAUCUUGGGUUGUUUAGCUUGAAAGGGAGCGACGGAACUGAACUCAAUUCAAACGAACUUGACAGUGUUUCAUCCUAAAAGUUAUCCAACAAACCAUGCACUCUUGUGUUGCUCUUAGCUCUAUAACCUUCCCUUCCCUUCCUCCUCCAAGACUAACCAUCAAUAUUCCACUUCAAUCUUUCUCAGUUAAAUCCUCCAUUGAAAAAAGUCCCGCCACCAAACCCAAACCGACAAGCCCUUCGAAGUCCACCUCUUGGGUCAGCCCCAAUUGGCUUACUUCUUUGACCAAGUCCUUAACGAUUGGCUCCAACGAUGAUUCAGGGAUACCCAUAGCCAGUGCUCAGUUGGAGGAUGUCUCUGAACUUCUUGGUGGUGCCUUGUUUUUGCCUUUGUUUAAGUGGAUGAAUGAGUAUGGACCCAUCUAUCGGCUUGCUGCUGGUCCUAGGAAUUUUGUGGUGGUUAGUGACCCUGCCAUGGCAAAGCAUGUUUUGAGGAAUUAUGGCAAGUAUGCUAAAGGACUUGUCUCUGAGGUCUCCGAAUUUCUUUUCGGAUCGGGUUUUGCCAUUGCUGAAGGUUCUCUUUGGACGGUGAGGCGCAGGGCUGUGGUUCCAUCUCUUCACAAGAAGUAUUUGUCUGUUAUGGUUGACCGGGUAUUUUGCAAAUGUGCUGAGAGAUUGGUACAGAAGUUGCAACCUUUUGCAUUAGAUGGCACUGCUGUAAACAUGGAAGAAAAGUUUUCUCAAUUGACUCUUGAUGUCAUUGGUCUGUCAGUAUUCAAUUAUAAUUUUGAUUCAUUGACAUCUGACAGCCCUGUCAUUGAUGCAGUUUACACUGCACUGAAAGAGGCAGAGUUACGAUCCACAGAUAUUUUACCCUAUUGGAAGAUUAGAGCUUUGUGCAAGGUAAUUCCAAGACAAAUAAAGGCUGAACAAGCAGUUACAGUCAUUAGGAGAACUGUUGAAGAACUUAUAAUAAAGUGCAAAGAGAUUGUGGAAAGGGAAGGUGAAAGAAUUGAUGAGGAGGAAUACGUAAAUGACGCUGAUCCGAGUAUCCUUCGCUUCUUGCUUGCAAGCAGGGAAGAGGUUUCAAGCAUGCAAUUACGAGAUGACCUUUUAUCAAUGUUAGUUGCAGGUCAUGAGACUACUGGUUCAGUACUGACAUGGACACUGUAUCUUCUAAGUAAGGAUUCCUUCAUAUUGCUCAAAGCACAAGAAGAAGUUGACAGAGUCUUGAAGGGAAGGCCUCCUGCCUAUGAAGACAUAAAGGAUCUCAAGUUUCUAACUAGAUGCAUAACUGAGUCAUUGCGUCUAUACCCACACCCUCCUGUCUUGAUAAGAAGAGCUCAAGUUGAUGACAUUCUUCCUGGAAACUAUAAAGUUAAAGCUGGUCAAGACAUAAUGAUUUCAGUAUAUAAUAUACAUCAUUCUUCACAGGUCUGGGAGAGAGCUGAAGAGUUUGCGCCUGAAAGGUUUGACUUGGGAAGCCCAGUCCCUAAUGAAACAAAUACAGAUUACAGGUUCAUUCCGUUUAGCGGAGGGCCUCGUAAGUGUGUUGGUGAUCAGUUUGCUUUACUGGAAGCUAUUGUGGCUCUUGCAAUUUUUCUUCAACACCUGAAUUUUGAGCUGGUUCCUGAUCAAAACAUUAGUAUGACCACCGGAGCCACAAUACAUACAACAAAUGGUUUGUACAUGAAACUCAGCGAACGGAGGUCUAAAUUUGAUAUUAGUUCACCAACUUCUUCUAAGUGAGUUGUAAAUUUGUUUAGUAUUGAAUCAUUUCAUGUUAUGGUAAUGCACCAUAGGGGAAAGAAAUAUAAUGAUUUUUGGGUUGUGAAUGAAAUUAAUGUUAAUUUUCUAAUU
Messenger RNA from Theobroma umbraticum, 1906 nucleotides. RefSeq names its product Cytochrome P450 superfamily protein (gene LUT1). NCBI's taxonomy places the organism in Eukaryota, Viridiplantae, Streptophyta, Magnoliopsida, Malvales, Malvaceae. Gene Ontology annotation, cellular component: chloroplast. Gene Ontology annotation, molecular function: carotene epsilon hydroxylase activity; iron ion binding; heme binding. Gene Ontology annotation, biological process: carotenoid biosynthetic process. The record is from RefSeq and is a predicted model, not a curated record.